This is a messenger RNA of Agelaius phoeniceus (red-winged blackbird), 1332 nucleotides long. It is a transcript of the gene RASSF10, whose product is annotated as Ras association domain family member 10. Lineage: Eukaryota; Metazoa; Chordata; Aves; Passeriformes; Icteridae. The record is from RefSeq and is a predicted model, not a curated record. Gene Ontology annotation, biological process: signal transduction.
AUGGAGCCCGAGGAGCGGAAGAUCUCGGUGUGGAUCUGCCAGGAGGAGAAGCUGAUCUCCGGGCUCUCCCGGCGGACCACCUGCUCGGACGUGGUGCGGGUGCUGCUGGAGGACAGCCACCACCGGCGGCAGCGCCCGGCGCCGCCCGAGCCCGCCGGCGGGAUGCUGUCGGGGCCGCCGCACUCCUACUGCAUCGUGGAGAAGUGGCGCGGCUUCGAGAGGAUCCUGCCCAACAAGACGAAGAUCCUGCGGCUCUGGGUGGCGUGGGGGGACGAGCAGGAGAACGUGCGCUUCGUGCUGGUGCGCAGCGAGGCUUCGCUGCCCAACGCCGGGCCGCGCAGCGCCGAGGCGCGGGUGGUGCUGAGCAAGGAGCGCCCCGGCCGCGGCCUGGGGGCGGCCCGCGCCAGCCUGGCGCUCACGCAGGAGCGGCAGCGGCGGGUGGUGCGGAAAGCCUUCCGCAAACUGGCCAAGAUCAACAAGAAGCGGCAGCAGCCGCUGGCCCGGGAGGCCUCGUCGGCGGAGAGGAUGGAGACGCUGGUGCACCUGGUGCUCUCGCAGGACCACACCAUCCGACAGCAGAUCCAGCGGCUCCGCGAGCUGGACCGUGAGAUCGACAGGUACGAGGCCAAGAUCCACCUGGACCGCAUGAAGCGGCACGGCGUCAACUACGUGCAGGACACCUACCUGGUGGGCACGGGCGAGCCCGAGGCGGGCCGGGAGCCGGGCCAGCCCGCCGCCGGCCGCCCCGAGGAGGACUACGCCAGGAAGUGCGAGGAGGUGCUGCAGCUGCAGGAGCAACGGGCGCAGCAGGAGGAGCUGCUGGAGCACCUGGCCGCCGAGAUCCAGGAGGAGCUCAACGAGCGCUGGAUGAAGAGGCGGCGGGAGGAGCUGGAGCUGGCAGCGGGGCCCGGGCUGGCCGACACGGACUGCGACACCACGGAGCUGAGCGGCGGCGAGGGCGAGCUGCACCUGGAGCACGAGCGGGUCAAGACCCAGCUGAGCACCAGCCUCUACAUCGGCCUCAAGCUGAGCACGGACCUGGAGGCCGUCAAGAGCGACCUGGACUGCACGCAGCGGGCGUGGGAGGACAAGGAGCGGGAGCUGCAGCGGCUGCUGGAGACGCUGGGCACGCUGGACGUGGCGGAGGCGGCGGCGGAGCCGCGCGGGGCGGCGGGCGGGGGGCGGCCGGCGGCGGCGGGGGGCGGCUGGGUGGAGCAGGCGCGGGCGCUGCGCAAGGACCGCGCCGACAACGACGAGGACUCGGACACGGGGCUGAGCUCCAUGCACAGCCAGGACUCGGACUCGCUGCCCGUGUGCGAGUCCCUCGUGUAG